GCGUUUACGGAAGAAUAUCGAGCGUAGAAAUAGAGAGUAUUUCUUUGUUCGUAAAAUAAGUAUCGAAGGAUAUCUUAUUCUAUCUACGUUCAUCCCUAAAUAAAAAUCUAUAGAUCGGCUUUUUAUCAGUGUCGAAUAGGUUUCUGUUCGCAUUCAGAUCGGUCACGUUAAAGAUAAAGAAAGAAAGACAAAAAAAUCAUAGAAAUUAUAUUGUCAUGAAAUUUACUCACGAAGAAGCAUUAAAGUUUACAAAGGGAAGCGUUGCUCUAUUAGUUGCAUGGCCACCACCGACGAACACUUCGAGGAAAAAAUUAUUCUUUCUGGAUGUUUACUUUGGUGCUUCCUUCCUAUGCGCUCAGGCGAUGUUACUAUUGUUACUAAAUGGAAUGUACGUUCAUCGCAAUAAUUUCGAGAUAAUGAUACAGUCAAUGUGCUUUGCAAUCACUAUUAUACAAAUGAGUAUUAAAAUGAUGACAUGUAGAAUGCAACGUUCGAAUUUACAGUUGAUAAUAAUGGAAAUGGAAAAUAUUGUUAAACAAGCCGCGCCAUACGAAAAAGUUAUAUUAGAAAAAUAUGUGAAAAGAUGUGCAAUACUACACAUAUCCCUUACAUUUGGAUUUUAUUUAGCCGGUACGAAUAUCGUUUUGGGACCAAUAUUUUUAUCACAAUCGUUACCAACUUUUGCGGUUUAUCCUUUCGAUACGGAAUCACAUCCCAUUUACGAAAUUAUUUAUUUUCAACAAUCAUUAACUGCUUUACAAGCUUGUACAGCUGCAGCGAUUGAUUGCCAGGCCGCACUUUUACUAUGGUUCGCUGGUGCAAGAUUUGAAAUGUUGGAAAUUGAAUUAGCCAAUAUCGUCGACGAAUAUGAUCUUAAACGAUGUAUACAGAAACAUCGUCAUAUACUCAGUUAUGCAGAAAAGAUAGUAAAAACUGUGCGUUUCGUAAUUUUUGCCACUGUUGGUAUUACGACCAUAUUAAUUGUGUUUAGUGGGGUCUUACUAUUAUUUACGGAUUCCAUGACGAUCAAAUUUCAAUUCUUUAUAUUGGAUAUUGUCGCUAUUAUUCAAUUAUUUCUGAACUCUCAUCCAGCUGAAAACUUAAUACAAAUGAGUACUGCUAUUGGAUCGGCAGCUUAUGAUUUGAAUUGGAUUGAUAAAUCACUAGAAAUAUGGAAAAAUGUAUGCUUUCUAAUUCAAAGAUCUCAAAAACCAAUUACAGUCAGUAUUGCUGGAUUUAUACCUGCAUUGUCUCUAACUUAUUAUAUGUCGGUCGCACUUUUACUAUGGUUCGCUGGUGCAAGAUUUGAAAUGUUGGAAAUUGAAUUAGCCAAUACCGUCGACGAGUACGAUCUUAAACGAUGUAUAGUGAAACAUGGUCAAAUACUCAGUUAUGCAGGAAAGAUAGUGAAAACUGUACGCUUUGUGAUUCUUUCCACUGUUUGUAUUACGACCAUAUUAAUAGUGUUUAGUGGACUCUUACUCUUAUUCUCAGAUUCAGUAGCGGUCAAAUUUCAAUUCCUCGUAUUGGAUAUUGUCGCUAUUGUUCAAUUAUUUUUGAACUCAUAUCCGGCUGAAAAUUUAAUAGAAAUGAGUACUGCGAUUGGAUCGGCAGCUUAUGAUUUGAGUUGGAUUGAUAAAUCACGAAAAAUAUGGAGAAAUGUAUGCUUUCUAAUUCAAAGAUCUCAAAAACCAAUUACAAUCAGUAUUCCUGGAUUUAUACCUGCAUUGUCGCUAACUUAUUAUAUGUCGUUUCUGUCAUCGUCAUUUUCAUACUUCACAACAUUGAGAGCUGCUGUUAAAUAAAACGAUUAAUUAAUUUUUUGUAUUUGUACAAAGAAGAAUAAAUGAAUUUGUAGAAAGAAAAAGAAUUAAGUUAAGGAAAAGUAGGAUGGAAAUGUCGAAUAUAGAUGCAAAACAAUGAAUGAUUAAUAAAAAGUAUAGAAAAAUCAUUAAAAAUUAUCCUAUUUUCUCAUGUUAAAAUAAGAAAAAUGUUAAAAUAAGAAAAGAUUAAA
Messenger RNA from Vespa velutina, 2014 nucleotides. Its product is annotated as odorant receptor 30a-like. Lineage: Eukaryota; Metazoa; Arthropoda; Insecta; Hymenoptera; Vespidae. Bases 216 to 1805 code for a protein of 529 amino acids. Gene Ontology annotation, cellular component: plasma membrane. The transcript has 10 exons. Gene Ontology annotation, molecular function: odorant binding; olfactory receptor activity. The record is from RefSeq and is a predicted model, not a curated record. Gene Ontology annotation, biological process: detection of chemical stimulus involved in sensory perception of smell; sensory perception of smell.